AUGUCUUCCUCAGACGACGACAUGCCCCUCUCGGGAUCACGGAAACCCAACGGGACCAACGGCGUCACAUCUCCUCUAUCUUCUUCAAAGAUUUCCUCUAAGGUUGACGCCACUAUGGAUCGACAAAUUCCAUCUAAGGGUGAAACUAUCCCCGGCAUCUCCAUUGCAAAUGGUGAUGUCAAGGUAGAGGACACGACAAUGACAGACGUCAAUGGCUCCCUGACAAAUGGUGGGCUUGUCAAGCGCAAGGCAAGGGAAAGCAAUACGCGACCAUCAUAUGCAGAAGCCGAAAGUAGCGAUGAUGACCAGCCUCUUAGCAAGAAGCGAAGGACGACCACAGCUGUGGAAUCGGAUUCGGACGAUGCUCCUCUACUCCCGAAGGCAAAAGCAAAUGGCAAAGUAGUUCAGAAGCCACCCCGUGCCAAUGCUGCCCAGAUCGGGGAGUCUUCCGACUCCGAUGUUCCUUUGGGCAAAAAGCUGGUCAAGGAGAAGCAACAGAUUGAAAAGGCAGCCGACAAGGAAGCCAAACAAAUCCGAAACAAAGAGCAAAAGAAAGAAGCCAGCAAGCCGGUGAAGAAAAGCCCGCCAGCGAAGAAGGUGAAGAAGGAGGACUCUUCAGAUGAUGACAAACCUUUGGCACGGAAAGUCUCGGCGCCAACCUCUAAGAAGUCCAAAGCCGAGUCAUCCACUCCUGUAAGGAAACCCGCUGCCAAGGCAAAAGCAGUCAAGAAGGAAGAGACUGCGGAUCCUGAGGAUGACGAAGACGAAAACGACGAGGUCAAAUGGUGGGAAGAUCCUACAAAAGGCGAUGGAACGAACAAAUGGGAAACUCUCGAGCACAAUGGCGUUGUCUUUCCCCCUCCAUACGAGCCACUUCCCGGCCAUGUUAAAUUGAAGUACGAUGGAAUUCCUGUGAAUCUCCAUCCAGAAGCCGAAGAAAUUGCUACAUUCUUCGGCUCGAUGCUCAAUUCUACGCAUAACGUGGAGAACCCGACCUUCCAGAAAAAUUUCUUCAAAGAUUUCACCGAAUCCGUCAAGAAGACUGGUGGUGCCAAGGACAAAGAUGGCAACAAAAUUGCAAUCAAGGAAUUUUCCAAGCUAGACUUCCGGGCCAUCUUCGAACAUUAUGAUGCGCAGAGAGAGGCUAAAAAAGCUCUUCCGGCUGCAGAGAAGAAGGCCAUCAAAGCCGCAAAAGAUGCUGCAGAGGCCCCUUACAUGUAUUGCAUUUGGGAUGGUAAGAAACAAAAAGUUGGAAACUUCCGAGUAGAGCCUCCUGGACUCUUCCGUGGUCGAGGCGAGCAUCCAAAAACCGGGCAUGUGAAGACAAGAGUUAUGCCUGAACAGAUCACGAUCAACAUCGGCAAGGAGGCAACGGUACCUCCACCGCCGGAAGGUCAUAAGUGGAAAGAAGUCAAGCACGACAAGCAAGGCACUUGGCUUGCCAUGUGGCAAGAGAACAUCAACGGGAACUACAAGUACGUCAUGCUUGCUGCCAGUUCCGAUGUGAAAGGCCAGAGUGAUUACAAAAAGUUCGAAAAGGCUCGAGAGUUGAAAAAGCACAUCGACCGGAUCAGAAAGGACUACAGAAAAGAUCUGAAGUCAGAGCUCAUGGCUGAUCGUCAAAAAGCUACGGCCAUGUAUUUGAUUGAUCAGUUUGCUCUUCGUGCGGGCAAUGAGAAAGGCGACGAUGAGGCUGAUACAGUUGGCUGUUGCUCGUUGAAAUACGAGCACAUCACUUUGCGCGCACCAAGCACCGUCAUCUUCGAUUUCCUCGGUAAAGAUAGCAUUCGAUUCCAUGAAGAGUUUGAAGUUGACCCACAGGUUUUCAAAAACCUCAAGAUCUUCAAAAAACCGCCUAAGAAGGAAGGCGACGACAUCUUUGAUCGAUUAACAACAACUCAGCUCAAUAACCAUCUCAAGAACUACAUGCCUGGGCUGACAGCCAAGGUCUUCCGUACCUACAAUGCAUCUUUCACCAUGUCCAAGUUAUUGAGUGAGAUGAAGUCCGAGGGCACCAUACUCGAAAAACUGAAAGACUACAACGACGCAAACCGCAAAGUGGCUAUCCUAUGUAACCACAAGCGAACCGUGGCAGCCUCUCACGCUGGGCAGAUGGAAAAGCUCGGCGACAGACUGAAGGGCGUCAAAUAUCAGCAAUGGCGCAUCAAGCAAAUGAUGCUUGAAGUGGACCCGAAGAUCAAGAAGAAGAAGGGAGCCGAAUACUUCCAACUUCCCGACGAUAUAGACGAGGCGUGGAUUCUUGAGCACCAAGCCUACCUCGUCGAAGAGCAGAGAACAAAGAUCACGAAGAAAUUUGAAAAAGAGAAUGAGAAGCUCAAGGAGGAAGGCCAAAAGCCGAUGAAACAGUCCGAGCUUAACGAUCGUCUCGACGCGGUCAAGGACCUCGAGAAGAAGUUCAAGCGAGAGAACAAGACGAAGAAGGUUGAGCCCGAGGGCAAGUCUCCUUCCGUAGAGAAAUUGGAGGAAAACGUCAAUAAACUUGAUCAGAGGAUUGCCAACAUGGAGAUCCAGGCAGAGGAUCGAGAGAAUAAUAAAGAGGUGGCAUUGGGAACGUCGAAGAUCAACUACAUUGACCCGCGGUUGACUGUUGUCUUCAGCAAAAAGUUCAAUGUGCCGAUCGAAAAGUUCUUCUCUAAAACUCUACGUGAGAAGUUCGAAUGGGCCAUCAAGUCUGUCGAUGAGAACUGGACUUUCUAG
This is a messenger RNA of Exophiala spinifera, 2718 nucleotides long. RefSeq lists its product as uncharacterized. Gene Ontology annotation, biological process: chromosome segregation; DNA replication; DNA topological change. The transcript is spliced from 4 exons. Gene Ontology annotation, cellular component: nucleolus; chromosome. The record is from RefSeq and is a predicted model, not a curated record. The coding region runs from base 1 to 2718 and encodes 905 amino acids. NCBI's taxonomy places the organism in Eukaryota, Fungi, Ascomycota, Eurotiomycetes, Chaetothyriales, Herpotrichiellaceae. Gene Ontology annotation, molecular function: DNA binding; DNA topoisomerase type I (single strand cut, ATP-independent) activity.